AAGCCACAGGAGAAUUGUUUACUUCUUCGGUGUCUCCGUCUCUCAUCUCUUCUCCUUAAAUCUUCUUCCUAGAUUCAAUUGCAGUCUUUUUGUUUUUCUCUUUGAUUUAAGAUAUUCACGUUCCAUUUCUUUCGAUUCCUCCUUUGUGGAGGAAUUGAAUCUCCAUUCUCUGCUUGCAAUCUCUGUAAACAGAAAUGUCGGUGAUUUCAAAUUUCACGGCAUGUAGUCUCGGUGAUUGCACGGCUAAUCAUGCUGAUGGGAAGUUCAAUUCUGGGUCUAUUCCUGGCUUAAAUUGGAGAGCCACCAACAGGAUUUCUAUGCCUCACCAGAGCAGCACAUUUCGGUUAUCUGUUGGUCAGUCAAGCUGCAAAGCUACUAAAGAUGGAAGUAUACGAAUGACAUUGUUAGAUGAGAGGCCAGCGCCUGGCAGAUAUAUGACUGAGCGCUCUGGUGUCUUGGCGUAUGAUCUUGUUCAAGGAGAACUUGUAAAGUGGAGCUCUGCAAUGGACAAGUCAAUGCCAGAUCCGCCAACAGCUGUGCUUCUGCAUGGCAUUCUAGGUAGCCGAAAAAAUUGGGGAACAUUUACUCGGAGAUUAGCGCAGGAAUUUCCAAUGUGGCAGUUUCUUUUAGUAGACCUGCGAUGCCAUGGUGAUUCAGCAUCAAUGAAGAAGAGGGGACCCCACACAGUUGACUCAACGGCUUUUGAUGUCUUAAAACUAGUAGCACAGCUUAGAAUGAUUCCCCGUGUUCUUAUUGGCCACAGCUUUGGAGGAAAAGUUGUCUUGAGCAUGGUGGAACAAGCUGCAAAGCCUCUUGCGCGACCAGUUAAAGCUUGGGUUCUAGAUGCUACUCCUGGAAAAGUUCGAGCUGGUAGAGAUGGAGAGGACCAUCCAGCAGAGUUGAUAUCUUUCCUUAGCAAGCUGCCAAAGGAGGUCUCCUCAAAGCGAGAAGUUGUGAACGCUCUUCUUCAGGGGGGAUUUUCUAAGGAUGUUGCACAGUGGGUCGUAACUAAUCUUCAACCAAAUGGUCAUUCGGGUUCAUCAUUGGGCUUCUCAUGGGUAUUUGACCUUGAAGGGAUUGCUGAAAUGUACCAAUCUUACGAAGAAACAAAUUUAUGGAAAUUUGUUGAAAAUUUGCCUCAAGGUGUUCAUGUCAAUUUCCUAAAGGCAGAGAGGAGUUUGCACAGGUGGGCCCUUGAAGAUCUGCAGCGAAUUCAUGCUGCUGAGGAUCUGGCUGCUGAGGAGGGAGGUGGAGUUGAAAUGCAUGUCCUUGAAGAUGCUGGCCAUUGGGUACAUGCUGAUAACCCAGAUGGGCUUUUCAGGAUUCUUUCAUCUUCUUUCCAGGGGUUCAAAGCCUGAAGGUGUUGCAUUGAAUCACUGCUUAUACUUGUUUGGAUACAACAGCUAUAAAUUACAAAAUUUGUUUAUGUAAUCAUUUUUGUCUAAACACAAAUUAUCAAGUGAUUACACACAUUUCUGUGCCAUAGAGGUCGAGUAUAAUUUUAGUUUCUUGCAAAUUGUCACGCUGGGGUAUACUUGUGCUAGUAGUAAUCCUGAUAACAAGCUUGUAAACAAUCGAGUCGUGUUGAGUUUUGACACCUUUAGGAUUGAUAAAUUUUUUAAUUGAACAA
Messenger RNA from Hevea brasiliensis (rubber tree), 1630 nucleotides. RefSeq lists its product as uncharacterized. The transcript is spliced from 14 exons. The coding region runs from base 195 to 1358 and encodes 387 amino acids. NCBI's taxonomy places the organism in Eukaryota, Viridiplantae, Streptophyta, Magnoliopsida, Malpighiales, Euphorbiaceae. The record is from RefSeq and is a predicted model, not a curated record.